GUCUUCAAAACAACAAUAAUAAAGUCAGAUCAAAUUGCAUGCACUUUUCAUAAUGAUUUAUCCAGGAUCAUUUAUGUAUAUACUCAUUGGUUAAAGUUUAAGCUUCUGAGUAACCAGCUUUAGUCACGCAAACCAUGGAGUCCUUGCAAGAAGGUCUAGCAGACGUAGAGUCUGUGUUGUCAGCCUCAAUGCUGCAUUGUUCAACAGUGCAUCAACAACACAUCCUCAACCUGCUAAUUCAUCGCUCGCUUGGGACAGAUGCACUGGCCAUGCGUUACAGAGGCUUCUCAUUGCUGCCAAAAUUAUCAGAUGUUUCCUCAAAUCAACGGCAAGCCAGCAAUCCUCUUCAUUCUUCACAAGAAAAUCAAUUACAAGCAUCCAGGAAUUUUGUAGAAAAUUUGACUGAACUUUCAUUAAAUUGCCCAGACUCUGUGCCUUCUCAGCCUGAAAAGUUUACUAAUGGCAAUGUUUCAAGAAAUUGUGAAGAAAAUUUGGAACUUUCCUCAUUGAGAAGAUCCUGUGAUCAACCUGAUAUCUCAAGAAGUUCUCAAGAAAACGGUCUUGAUAAAUCUGGAGAAAGUCUUCACACUUCUGAAGACAAUCUCCAGCAUUUAUUAAUGUCAGGCUGCCCACCAAAUCCAUCACGUCUAGAAUCCAUGGAUCUUUUUGGCGAGUUAUCCACGGACAACAACCCAUCAGUGUUCCCAAUGCAGCAGGAGUUCAGACGCAAGUUAUGUCUGGGAUCAUAUAAUGCUGGAGGCAUACCUUUAAAUGAUCUGGGUGAGGAAUUGGAAUCUACGCCUUCAGAUAUUCCUGUAAAUCACGUGGAUGAUAAGAACCACACGCGUUAUCUUGGCAUGUGUGUCAAAAAACUUCUAAGUCAGGAUGAAUUUUUGAAAAAUGACUUGAAAAGUGCUCGGCAAAAUUCUGCACGUACAAAAAAGAAUCCUGCAGCGUGUGGAGGGUUUGAUACCACACGAGAAGCUCUGACGGUGGCUGCCGAGGAGGCCACGGUUAUGAACAGUCCCAUCAAUUAUCAAAUAUUAAUUUAUUUACUAUUUCAUGCCUCAUGCCACGGCAACCGCACGGUGAUGGUGUGGCUGAGCGCCACAGGAGCGCUGGUGCGGGUCCUGCGUGGCCACAUGCGGUCCGUGUGGUGCGCCACAUUCCACCCACGCCACAGCCACCUCCUCGCCACAGCCUGCCUGGGGGACCUCGUCCUGGUGUGGCAUGAG
Hyalella azteca is the source of this 1235-nucleotide messenger RNA. RefSeq lists its product as uncharacterized. NCBI's taxonomy places the organism in Eukaryota, Metazoa, Arthropoda, Malacostraca, Amphipoda, Hyalellidae. The transcript has 3 exons. Gene Ontology annotation, biological process: autophagy. The annotation marks the transcript as partial. The record is from RefSeq and is a predicted model, not a curated record. Gene Ontology annotation, cellular component: intracellular membrane-bounded organelle. Gene Ontology annotation, molecular function: protein binding.